AUGCCUCGUAUUCUGUUUGUGAGCGGAUUCCAUCCGAACACGCGUGCCCGCGACCUUGCCUACGAAUUCGAGCGGUUUGGUCCCCUGGUGCGCUGCGAUGUCCCCGCGCCGCGUAACCCGCAUGCAAACUCAAAUCCUUACGCAUUUGUUGAGUUCCGAAGUCAGCGUGAUGCUGAAGAUGCCUAUUACGAUAUGCACGGGAGGCAUUUCGAGGGGUCGCGCCUGAGUAUCCAAUGGGCGAAGAACCCUCCGUCAUCCGUGUGGCGAUACGAGAGGAGGUCUCCGCCUCCCCGACGUGAUCGCGACCGCUCUCGUAGCCCCCGUCGUCGCAGCGACCGGGACAGAGGUGACCGAGAUCGCGACCGUGACCGUGACCGGGACAGGGACAGAGACAGGGAGCCUCGCGACCGCGACCGCGAUGAACGCGACAGAGAUGGCGACAGGGACAGAGACAGGAGGAGACGAAGCAGGUCCCCUGACAGGCGUCGUAGCCCUACACCGGAAAAGCGUCGGGAUGACCGAGCGAGGACCCCCCCUCCUCCUCCUGUGGAGGAGGCAAAAAAGGAUGAAGACAGAGCUAAAACUCCGCCUCGUGAUCACUAG
Fibroporia radiculosa is the source of this 603-nucleotide messenger RNA. RefSeq lists its product as uncharacterized. Gene Ontology annotation, molecular function: RNA binding. The transcript is spliced from 5 exons. NCBI's taxonomy places the organism in Eukaryota, Fungi, Basidiomycota, Agaricomycetes, Polyporales, Fibroporiaceae. Gene Ontology annotation, biological process: mRNA splicing, via spliceosome. The coding region runs from base 1 to 603 and encodes 200 amino acids. Gene Ontology annotation, cellular component: nuclear speck. The record is from RefSeq and is a predicted model, not a curated record.